Phascolarctos cinereus (koala) is the source of this 4824-nucleotide messenger RNA. It is a transcript of the gene ITIH5, whose product is annotated as inter-alpha-trypsin inhibitor heavy chain 5. NCBI's taxonomy places the organism in Eukaryota, Metazoa, Chordata, Mammalia, Diprotodontia, Phascolarctidae. Gene Ontology annotation, molecular function: serine-type endopeptidase inhibitor activity. The record is from RefSeq and is a predicted model, not a curated record. Gene Ontology annotation, biological process: hyaluronan metabolic process.
GAGGCAGAAGGACAGGGAGGAGCCAGAGCCAGGAGCCGCAGCUGCCGCUGCUGCUAUUGCUGCUGCUACUUUCUCCAAUCUCCCAGCCUCGGGCAGUCCCCACGGAUCUGCCCUCUCGCUGCUGCUCUCCACUCCAGGAUCUUCGGCUGUCUUCCUCCCUUCCGAAAUGCUCCUGCUCUUGGGGCUCUGCUUGGGGCUCCCGCUCUGUGUAGGGCAGCAGGACCCCCUGGCGCUGGCUGAAGAGCUGGAAGAGGCGCUGAGGUGGGACGACCAACAGGUUGGACAUCGAGUCCCAAGGCAGGUCAGGCUACAACAGAGGCUGAAAACCAAGCCCUUGAUGACGCACUUUUCGGUGAAAUCUACCAUUAUCUCUCGUUAUGCCUUCACCAUGGUUUCCUGUAGCUUGCUGAAUCGGGCAUCAGAGGACAAGGAAGUUGAGUUUCAGAUGCAGAUCCCAGCUGCAGCCUUCAUUACCAACUUCACUAUGGCUGUGGGAGACAAGGUUUAUCAGGGGGAAGUUGCAGAAAAAGAAAAGAUACAUGGUGAUAGGGCAAAAAAGCAAGACAAUAAGACCUUGGAAGAUAAUGGGGAAAAAGGAACUGAGACUUUCAGUGCCUCUGUCAUCAUUCCCAGCAAGGAUAAAGCUGCCUUCUUCCUACAUUAUGAAGAGCUUUUGCAGAGACGGCUGGGAAAGUAUGAGCACGUGAUCAGUGUCCGGCCCCAGCAGCUUGCAGGGAGGUUGCAUGUAGAAGUGAAUAUCUUGGAAAAGUCGGGCAUCGUGUCCCUUGAAGUACCACCACUGAAAAACAGCAGGCAGAAGGGCAGUGGGAAAGUGGAGGAUGAUGUUGGCCCACCUCCUUCCACAGACAUCAAUCGAAAUGAAACUUUUGCCAAGAUCAUUUUUAAUCCUAGUAUCAUACAACAAGCCAAGAUUGCCCAGAAUGGCAUUUUAGGUGAUUUCAUCAUUAGAUAUGAUGUGAACAGAGAGCAGAGAGUUGGGGACAUUCAGGUUCUGAAUGACUACUUUGUACAUUACUUUGCCCCCAAAGACCUCCCUCCUCUACCCAAGAAUGUGGUAUUUGUGCUUGAUAGCAGCGCAUCCAUGGUGGGAGCCAAACUCAGGCAGACCAAAGAUGCCCUCUUCACUAUCCUGCAUGAUCUCAGGCCACAGGAUCAUUUUAACAUCGUUGGGUUUUCCAAUCGGAUAAAAGUAUGGCAGGAUCGCCUGGUAUCAGUGACUCCCAAUAACAUCAGGGACAGCAAAGUAUACAUUCACCACAUGACACCUACUGGAGGUACGGACGUUAAUGGGGCUCUCCAGAAAGGCAUCGAACUGCUUAAUGGCCACAUAGCUGACAAUGAUAUUGACUUUAGGAGCGUGUCUCUAAUUGUCUUCCUGACGGAUGGGAAGGCCACAGUGGGAGAGACUCAGUCAAGUAAGAUCCUCAGCAACACAAAAGAAGCUGCCCAAGGUCGAGUCUGCAUCUUUACCAUCGGCAUUGGAAAUGACGUUGACUUUAAACUGCUGGAGAAGCUGUCUCUGGAGAACUGCGGCAUGACGAGGCGUGUGCAGGAGGAAGACAAUGCUAAGGAGCAGCUGAUCGGGUUCUACGAUGAGAUCAGAACCCCUCUACUCUCUGAUAUCCGAAUUGAUUAUCCACCUGGCUCUGUCGAGCAUGUUACCAAAACUCUUUUCCCUAAUUACUUCAAUGGGUCUGAAAUCAUCAUUGCUGGGAAGCUGGUUGACAGCAAGUUGGACAACCUGCAUGUGGAAGUCACAGCAAGCAAUAGUAAGAAAUUUGUGGUCCUCAAGACAGAUGUUCCUGUUGCGUCCCACAGCACAGGGAAUGAUGUCACAGGGGUUUCUACUCCAGAGGGCCAAGAUGCUGACCGAAACUACAUCGAGCGGCUCUGGAGUUACCUUACUAUUAAGGAGCUGCUGACCUCGUGGCUGAAGAGUGAUGAUGAACAGGAGAAAGAACGUUUAAUGGAGAGGGCUCGGGCUCUUGCAGUGCAUUACCAUUUCCUCACCCCUUUCACUUCCUUAAAGGUGAAGGAGUUGGCCUCUGAGGCAGCUCCAGUGGCAACAAAAGAAGUCUAUGGCAGUUCUGCAGCAGUGGGUCCAGAGACAGUUGUGCAAAGCUUGCAGGGAAAGAAGAUGCCACCAGAACCUGAUUUCAAGAAACAGUACAACCCAAGAAUUAAAAUCUCCAAAACAUCAGCGGAUGGAGACCCUCAUUUUGUGGUGGACUUCCCUUUGAGCAAACUCACUGUGUGUUUUAACAUCGAUGGGAACCCUGGGGACAUUCUCAGACUUGUCUCUGAUCACAUGGACUCUGGUGUCACAGUGAAUGGAGAAUUAAUAGGGGCCCCAGCUCCUCCAAAUGGCCACAAGAAGUAUCGGACUUACUUUCGAACCAUCACCAUCCUCAUCAAUAAGCCAGAGAGAUCUUACUUGGAAAUCUCACCAAACAGGAUUGUCUUGGAUGGUGGGGACAGGUUGGUCCUCCCUUGCAACCAGAGUGUAGUAGUGGGGAGCUGGGGGCUGGAGUUGUCUAUUUCUGCCAAUGCUAACAUCACAGUGACCAUCCAGGGCACAAUCACUUUUGUUAUUCUUAUUCAUCUCUACAAAAAUCCAGCUCCUUACCAGCGAAAUCAUCUUGGCUUCUACAUCUCCAAUAGCAAAGGACUCUCAGCCAAUUGUCAUGGGCUUUUAGGUCAGUUCCUGAACCAGGAGCCUAAACUAACAAAAAAGCCAGUUGGCUCAGGCUCCAACCGGAACCGUACUGAGCCUUCAGUCUCCCAGGCAGACUUAAGCUCUGAGACCAUUCUAAAAGUGAAAGAGCAUCGGGUCCCAGUGUUUUGGAAACAGAGGAAGAUCUACAAUGGACAAGAGCAGAUAGACUGCUGGUUUGCCAAAAAUUCGGCCAAGCUCAUUGAUGGAGAGUACAGGGACUACUUAGCCUCCCAUCCUUUUGAUACAGAGACCACUCUUGGAGUAGGGACAUCCCAGUGACUAUAGGACAUGCCAGCCCUGGAGAUGAGAACACAUGGUAGGGAAAUGACUUUUGAAGCUAUCCUAAUGUAUGCAGUUCUUCAUACCACAUCCCUGAGCAACUCAGCUACUCUCAGAUGUCAAGCUGGUCAAAGGGUAGGGAGGGGAAGCUUGGGUGAAGAAGUUAUUUCCUUCCUUCUUUCCCCUUUUUGCCUUUCCCUACCUUAUCCACAGAGGAGAAAGAAGUGACAGAACUAAGUGGGAGAUGCAACAAAACCUUGACAUUGCUCUAACCUGGCACCACUCUUCUUCCAUGUAUCUCAGCACCUGCCACACAUUAACCAGCUCCUUUGUGAUGCAGGCUGAUUGACUGGAGACCUUGCCUUUGAUGUGGAAAUGGCCGGCCUGGGUCAGCAACCUUGCCUUUUGCCUUACACCAAUGCUUGGCGAGCUCUCCUUUAUAAAACUUCUAAGUCCUCUGGAUGCAUGGCUAGCUCCUUGCAUGGGAGGGCACCUCUAGCCUGUCUCUGGUUAUAGCACAUGGAUUUGAUAAUGGCCAACAACUCUAUUAUUCCUUAGGAAAGUCUCCUCUGCGGUGUUAGCUCACCUUUUUAAAAAUUAGCUUUUUUUUGGUUCACUGUAGGAAUUGAUAUGAGAUCAGUCCCUCUCUACCUAAAAUCUUAUUAGCUGGAUUUGUAAAUAACUGGACUUUGUUUAUUGAUAUUUUCCUAUUUAUUUAGUUAUGCUAAGUCCAUAAAGGAGGGAAAAUAACAAAUAUCAUGUGUAUUUGAACUAGUCUGCUUGGAAUGCUGAGAAUCUUGCCAGCUGUGUGUUAAGUCACUUACAAAGCCCUAGGAAAUCUCUGGUUUACUCUGAUAGAUUCUGGAUGAUUUUUUUUUUCCGCAAUGAAAGGUUCUUCAGGAGAUGAUGAACUGAGCUGUCCCAAGUGGAAUUGGGGUGUGGCUGGGGAAGGGGCUGGCUUAGAUUCAGUGCAGAAUGACCCUGGCAGGCAAGCUAGCUGUAAGGGAUUAACUUGCACAUUGACUUACCAAACCUGAAAAGAAUGCCAGCAUCUCAGAGUUACAUAGGCCAAGGAGUCAGAAAUCAUGGUGGGAGUGAAGAAGAAGUUUGAUUUUUUUUCAGACCUUGGCCAAACCUGUGUCCCAAAUGGAAGAGGGAAGGGUACAGUUGUAGGGGGCUGGGAGUGAAAAUACCCCCCCCAAAUGUUGUCCAUUUAAUUUUUAAACAUACCAUCGGAAGCCAAAUUGUAUUACUAAAGGAGAAUAAGCCUGAUAGUAGAAAGGAAGCUUUAUCAGCACUCUUUUCCAAAUAUCUCUCCACCUUUGCUCUGCUGUUCAUCAUACUGUCUUUUAAGUGAAACAAGCCUACAUCAGAGGAAGGUUGUCUGGGAAGUAGACAGAUGCAGGGUGUAUGGAGCCAAACAGAAGAGGGGUGCCAGGAAUUUUCAGCCAAAGAAAUAUUUUCUUUUGACGAGAGCUGUAUUAGAAGGCCAAGCGUUAACCUCAGGAGAGGUUCCUUAUGUUAGGAGGACUGCCAAACCAGCCCUCGCAUGAAAUGUGAAAACAGCCCUAGCAUUUGGGGAGAAAUCAGAAUUAAGAAAAUUGUUUGCUGCUUUUGCCUUCCCUUGAGAAACAUCAGAAAUAGCCAAAUGUCACCCAUGUGGGACAGUCAGAUCCAGACAGCUUCAGGGGUAGUAGCUUAGGUCACUUUAUUGUCUAAUUUCUCUAAUCUCUCUUAAAUCAUCCACCUCUGUCCUCAACAACAGAUGGCCAGGAAUUGAUCUCCUGAGUUGUCAGUUAUAUCGCUUA